This is a messenger RNA of Hemicordylus capensis (graceful crag lizard), 538 nucleotides long. RefSeq names its product translocase of inner mitochondrial membrane 8 homolog B (gene TIMM8B). Lineage: Eukaryota; Metazoa; Chordata; Lepidosauria; Squamata; Cordylidae. The record is from RefSeq and is a predicted model, not a curated record. Bases 40 to 300 code for a protein of 86 amino acids. The transcript is spliced from 2 exons.
CAGCAGUCGCGAGGAGGAGGAGGAGGAGGAGGCCGCCGCAUGGAGGAGCCGGGCCUCCGGGAGGGCGCCGAGGCGGCCGAGCUGCAGCGCCUGGUGGCGGCCGAGGAGCAGCGCGCCCGCUUCACCGCCCAGGUCCACAACUUCAUGGAAGUCUGCUGGGAGAAGUGUGUUGACAAACCAGGCUCCAAGCUGGACUCCAGGACUGAAGCCUGCCUGGCCAACUGUGUCAACCGCUUCAUAGACACAACAUUGUCCAUCACCAACCGCUUUGCACAAAUAGUGCAGAAGGGAGGACACUGACCACUUCAGUUCUCACCAUGUGGAGUUCCACAUUGGUCAACAGACUUAAUAGUACGCUGCCUACUUGGUUGGAAGUUCUACUCCAGUGCAGAAAUGGAUGACCAGCCCUUCAUUAUGAGACUGUAACUGUUAGUUACUGAGUGGCAUUGAACUGGAACAUGUGGAACAACCUUUUGUGUACAUGCACCAUAAUAAAGUGGGAAACUUGUUCAAACAAGUUAACCUCAUAUAGCAGAAA